Messenger RNA from Puccinia graminis f. sp. tritici CRL 75-36-700-3, 775 nucleotides. RefSeq lists its product as uncharacterized. NCBI's taxonomy places the organism in Eukaryota, Fungi, Basidiomycota, Pucciniomycetes, Pucciniales, Pucciniaceae. The record is from RefSeq and is a predicted model, not a curated record. The transcript is spliced from 3 exons. The coding region runs from base 18 to 371 and encodes 117 amino acids.
AACAACCGAAGUUCAAAAUGAAUUCCAUCUUCCUCAUCAUGUUGGUCGCUAUUGCAUCAACCGCCGCUUUCCCCGCCGACAAGAUCCCAGGAGACAAGAUCCCAGGAGACAAGAUUCCAGGAGACAAGACCCCGGCAGAAAAGACUCCUUCACUGUCAGGAAAGGCCCCCGCACCCAUCUGGGGUUGUGAUGACUUCAAGGUCAAGGGGGUCGCCUUUUCUCACCGUGGAUGUGAAGUUGAAUAUGAGGUCACCGAUGUUUCUAAGACAGGAGAUUGCCCUAAGAAGGAACUCCGCCGAUGUUGUAACAUGAAGGCUUCUCGGGCAGUCUCAUAUGGUGGAAACUGCACCAGCCCGCCAAAGAAGGCCUGAUACCCUUCGUCCAAAGGAGGGCCCUUCAACCUGCCGAUUCUUUCGAUUUCCCCUCUCCCGGAUCCACUUCAUAUUCAUACCUUGCGCUUAUCUUUUUUUUUGAAUUCCUCUUCUUACUCUCCUCUAUACAGGCUUUGCCUUAUUCAAAGGCUUUACCGUUUAUAAGUUUCACCCGAAGCUAGUUCUUCAAGCUCGUUGAACUAUUGUAUAUAUCUUUCGCAAUUAGCUCACAUGCAUCGAUGCUUUGCACACACUGUCCCUCACCCCUUCCUCUCGGAGGAGCCAGCUUGCACCCUUGUAGCCCUCACUCCUCUCUGUCAUACCAAAAGUGCACUUUUCUGUUUCGUUUUUCAAUACAAGCUACCUGUAGCAGCUAAGACUCAGUAAAAAAAUGACCAAAAAUG